AUUUUUAUUUUCACGGUUGCCUCCGCAUGCGUCUUCUCUCUGCGAGGCCUCCGCCCACUGCCGCCAGAUCUCCGAAAACACCAAAGCGACCGACGGCGAUAGAAGCGGCGACGACCCGCCGGGACCGCCGAUCCGCCCCUCUGCCGUCUAUUCGCCCCCGACGGCCGGGGAUCUAGUGGCGGGGGUGCUUCUCCUUCCCGCCGACGAGACGCCGCCGCCGCCGCGGCCGACACCGCGGGACGGGCGGCGGGGAUCUCGCGGUAGCGGACAGAUUGAGAGGGUUUCUCCGCGAUGGCGCCGGAGGCGGCGUCGGGGAGGAGCUGGGUGGAGUCCUACACCGGGAUGUCCGCCGACAACAUCAAGGGCCUCAUCCUCGCUCUCUCCUCGAGCUUCUUCAUCGGCGCCAGCUUCAUCGUCAAGAAGAAGGGUUUGAAGAAGGCGGGCGCUUCUGGGGUUAGGGCAGGAGCUGGAGGCUAUGCUUACUUGUACGAACCACUUUGGUGGGUGGGAAUGAUAACAAUGAUUGUUGGGGAAGUUGCUAAUUUUGCAGCUUAUGCAUUUGCUCCAGCUAUUUUGGUGACUCCUCUUGGUGCACUUAGCAUAAUUAUCAGUGCUGCUCUCGCACAUAUCAUUUUACGGGAGAGGCUGCAUAUAUUUGGCAUUCUUGGUUGUGUUCUUUGUGUUGUGGGGUCAACUACAAUUGUUCUCCAUGCCCCUCAAGAGCGUGAGAUUGAAUCUGUGAAGGAAGUAUGGGAUCUGGCUACUGAACCAGCUUUUCUGUUCUAUGCGGCAGUUGUAAUUGCCGCUGUUUUUAUACUUAUAUUCCAUUUUAUCCCCCAGUAUGGACAGACACACAUUAUGGUGUACAUCGGUGUUUGCUCUCUCGUAGGUUCUCUAUCGGUCAUGAGUGUGAAAGCUCUUGGAAUAGCUCUGAAGUUAACAUUUUCGGGAAUGAAUCAGUUAAUUUAUCCCCAAACUUGGGCUUUCACAAUAGUUGUAGCUACAUGUGUGAUUACUCAAAUGAACUAUCUGAACAAGGCUCUUGAUACAUUCAACACAGCAGUUGUAUCGCCCAUAUACUAUGUGAUGUUUACAUCCUUAACCAUUUUGGCUAGUGUGAUCAUGUUCAAGGUUCUUAUUCCAUUUGUGUCGAUAUUUCAAAUCCCUCGCCACUUACCCACACAGAUACAAAGUUCACCAACUUUAUCUAGUUACAGCCUAGACUGGGACCGGCAAAAUCCAACACAAAUAGUCACAGAGAUGUGUAGCUUUAUCACUAUUCUUUCUGGGACAUUUCUUCUUCACAAGACCAAGGACAUGGCUGAUGGUCAUUCACCAUCUCUAUCUGUGCGCCCCUCAAAACAUGCUGAUGGAGAUGGCUACCUCGCUGAGGGCAUUCCUCUCAGGUGUCAGGACUCACUCCAAUCCCCAUGAUUUCUUCUGGAGCUGUAUUUGCAUCAGCUUUACACGCAUCAUGGUUACAUCUGGCCUACUCAGAAGAAAAAAAGAAAAAUCUAGAUUUUUCCUCGAGAAAGUACAGAUUUUUUUUUUUUCCUUUUUCAAAAUUCUCAAAGCAAUAGGUUCUGCCCCCUUUGUAUUGAGACAGCAGUGAAGACCUAUGGGGCUCAAUGGGCUAAUCUGUACAGAUUUUAGCUUCGAUUGCCAAUUAAUUCACUUUUUAAUCUUAGCUGUUGAACUUGGAAGUUAGGACCAUUUCCUGAACUCUGCUACAAAAUAUUUUGGUAUUCAUGUGAAUGGUGCAGCAAGCCGAAAAAUUUCUUUGCUAAAGACAAUAGUUGAGUAUUUGACUUUUGGGUU
Phoenix dactylifera (date palm) is the source of this 1818-nucleotide messenger RNA. Its product is annotated as putative magnesium transporter NIPA4. NCBI's taxonomy places the organism in Eukaryota, Viridiplantae, Streptophyta, Magnoliopsida, Arecales, Arecaceae. The record is from RefSeq and is a predicted model, not a curated record. Gene Ontology annotation, biological process: magnesium ion transport. Gene Ontology annotation, cellular component: membrane. Gene Ontology annotation, molecular function: magnesium ion transmembrane transporter activity.